AUGGAAAUAAAAGUUUGCGGUGGAACAUUAAAGGUAUCUGGAUUCAUUAACAAUACGCCCUGUCAGUUCGUGGUAGACACUGGUGCUGACGUGACCAUACUGAGUUCUCGAGUAUUUCAUAAAGUGGAUUCUGCCGCAUCAGUGAAAUAUAUGUCUACUGAUGGAGUUAUAAGAGGCUUGGACCGACAAAUAAUCCCCGUUAUCGGACAAGUCGCUCUGGAAGUUACGCUGGGUGAAACGGUUUCUACAAUGGAUGUAUGGGUUGCUUAUAUUCAAGAAGAGUGUAUCGUCGGCGCGGACUUUUUGAAGAAGGAGGGUUGCAUUAUUGAUUAUCCAAGACAGACACUUUGA
Paramuricea clavata is the source of this 351-nucleotide messenger RNA. NCBI's taxonomy places the organism in Eukaryota, Metazoa, Cnidaria, Anthozoa, Malacalcyonacea, Plexauridae. The record is from the annotation of a GenBank genome assembly.